Annulohypoxylon maeteangense is the source of this 2763-nucleotide messenger RNA. RefSeq lists its product as uncharacterized. NCBI's taxonomy places the organism in Eukaryota, Fungi, Ascomycota, Sordariomycetes, Xylariales, Hypoxylaceae. The coding region runs from base 112 to 2016 and encodes 634 amino acids. The record is from RefSeq and is a predicted model, not a curated record. The transcript has 2 exons.
AAACUCCCAUAUUUACCAUAUUUCUACUAUCUUUCUAGUCGUUCGCUAUUCACUCUGAAAAUUGUCAUUUCGUAAAUCGCGCUUUUUCCCGCUUCAGCUUUUCAAGACAUCAUGGGUCUCUUCAGGCCUUCCACCAACCUCGGUCGACCGAAAACCGCUCAGCCUGAUCCGAGUUCACUCCGUGGUAGAAUUAGUGGUCCUAUGCCGAUGGAUGAUGAGUUUCCUAUUCGGCAACCUGGGCAUGGGAUAGCCCAUGAAGGCAAACCAGAACCACCCGAGUCCCGCGCCGAGGACCAGCCCGCCUCUAGGGUUGAGAAUACACCACCUUCCGACGUGGUACGGGCGGAUAAUAUAGAUUCUGUAACCCCUGACGGACCGAGCCAAGCUUCUAAUUCCUCUGCGAGCCCGCGGCAGCAAAAAACUGCCCGUCCUACUACCCUAAGAUAUUCCACCGUCAGCGACGGCACGGACGUAGAUCGACCUCAACGAAAGAGAUCGACACUUAAAUCUACACUAGGUAGACUCUUCAAACGAAAGAAGAAGAGUACCGGCGGGACUUCUAUCUCGGAGGGUCGGUUUACAGGAUCGGGCGAAGAGGAUGCGUCAGCUUCGAAUCGAGUUCAAAAGGAGACUGAAUCUAAACGGUCGGUCUCGUUGCCAGUUACCGAUUACGACCGGGCGCUAAGAUCGCAUUCGAUCGGUCCCGAUGAUAUGAUGGCGAUUACUAGCGCUCGUAGCUCAUUACAAGUAGAUCCCGCAUUACUUCGAAGGAGAGCUGCGUCUUCUAACAGGAUCCUGAGUGGAAGAAUUAAAGACUUUGAUGGAGAGAUAAUAGGCCUUUCGCCUAGACCAGCUAGCACUCAUGGACGUGGUGGCAAUUUAUCAAGGCAGGAUGAUCCCGAAGAUAUCGGUCGUGCCAUUACUAGUGACAGUCGCACGCAUCGUCGAAGAUCAAGGAGUCUGUCGCAGCUUAAUGAUACUGCGGUUGGUCAUAUCCGGGUCCGAAAGCGCAGCGAUGAGAUUCGCUAUUGGAGGGAGAGUUUUAACCACCCUAUUUUGUCGCCUAAUUCAUCAACGGUAAAUAAUGACGAUCCUGUCAUCGUGGAUACGGAUGCGGGAACCCAACCAGAAACUCCAGCAGAACCGCCCGAGCAGAUUCCGCCGAAGACGCCGCCGCAGCCCUUCAAUUUCGGUCCAAUGUUCGGAAUGAAAAUUACACAAGCGGCCAGCCUUGAAGAUCGUAUAGCUACUCUGGAGGUUCGCAAUCAAAAACUAGAGAAAAUAUUGUCUCAGCUUUUCCAGCUUGUGCCAGGUGUUAACAACUAUGUACCUGAUACCCCUGACCAAGCACAGCCUCGAGGAUCCGUAGCCCAGUCAGCGACUUUUACGGCGCCGUCGUGCGCGGUAGUGGCUGAAUCGUCUGGAUACCAUGCAUCCUCGCAGGAUGUUGAACACACAUCGAGAUAUAGCGUCUCUCAGCAGUCGAAUGAGUCGUUCGGAGACGGAAACACAUUCAUUGGGUCUUUGCCCCCUUCGACGAGACCACCGCCUGUAAGGCCCACGUCGAACUCGACAAUUCGCGGUGCGACGAGCUUGCCCGCACUACUAGGCGAGAAUGCGGGAGCUCUUGCCGCCGAUCAGUAUACAACACUGAAAGCCCUCGUUGACACCGAGCGAGACGCCCGGCAGGCGUUGGAAGCCCGUGUAACGAAACUGAGUCACCGACUCAACCUCAUAUGCCGUACUUCACCGAAGCUCGAGACUGCAUCCACUACUUAUUCCACCGUCUCUGCCUUUGAACAUGACGAUGAUGAGCCCCUGAGUGCUGGCGCAGACACCGAGUCGGAGGCAUUUAAAACGCCACGCGAAGAGGGUCAUUUCGGUGCUUUCGGCGAGGAGCUACGGGAUGAAGAGGUAGACGGCUCGAGAAAGAAGGCGGCUAGAACCCUUUCUCUUAGCCAGUUAACUUUAAAGAGGCCUGUGCGGUCUCCGCCAGAGAGCGGUGUAGAUUUAUGACUACACGGACUGUAAAGUAUGCUAGCUAAUGCACUCGCGAGCUUUAACUUAGCAGAUCACUACUACCUACGAUUUUUUUUAACCCAGCAUUAUUGCUCGUUUUCUAGGACGCAAUUGGAAUUUCGGCAUAGGAGGCUUUUUGUCUUUACCUUUGGGCGCAACGACACUGGUUGAUCCUAUCACGAUGUCCGAGCAUGGCGUUUGAGAUGUACGACUAUACGACGAGAUUUCCCUCCUUUUUAACGCCUUACAUGGCGACCUUUUCUCAGCGAGAUGAAUGAGCGAGCUAUCCUUGUCGUUCUGUCACGGCCGUCUGAGAUGGUACUGCAACAGCCGCCAUCUCACCUACCCUUCCCUCAUUGUAUUUUUUAGCCAAGUUACUAUCCCACAUUGAACCUGUUAUUUGAUACCACAUUAUAGCAGCCUCGCAUUGCUCGCAUUUUGUUUUUUAACUUGUUUUUUGAGAUUUUUUCGAUAUCGUCUAUCUUGCGCAGAGCAUUGCUGGAGCAGGAUUCAGGCACGAAUGAUACCAGGUGGAAAGCGAAGGAAGGAGGCGUAAGAGUGUCUAAUGGAGGUAGUUCGAAAUAACCUCGUGUAUUAGUGAUAAUUCAUUUAAUAUAUGAGGUGCGCACGUCUAGGACGUGAGCUGCCGCCGUUGACGAUGAUUACAAUUUGCUCUUCUAGUUUUUGGAUUUGAGUGACUGCUUAUUGAUUAUAGAGAGCGAUUCUCUAAACUGAGGAAUUUUU